CCGUCGUCGAAUCGAUCCGAGGAGAAAGCGCUUUGAUUUGAUCUCCUCCCGGCGACCGCGCGCGCGGCCGAACCGAUGGCGGCUUCCCCGGCGAUGGUCACGCUCAUCAGCUCCGACCACGAGCGCUUCGAGGUGCCGGAGGCCGCGGCCACCAUGUCGCAGACCAUCCGCCACAUGAUCGAGGACGGCUGCACCGACGGCGGCAUCCCGCUCCCCAACGUCACCGCCAGGACCCUCGCCAAGGUGCUCGAAUUCUGCAACGAGCACGCCGCCGCCGCCGCCGCCGCCGCCGGCGCGGGCUCGGAGGCCGGGAGCUCCUCGAACGCGGGCACGGACGGUGGCGCCGAUCUGGCAGGCUUCGACAAGGCGUUCGUCGACGUCGACAAGGACACGCUGUACGACCUCCUGCUGGCCGCCAACUACCUCAACGUCAAGCCGCUGCUGGACCUCUGCUGCCAGAAGGUCGCCGACAUGAUCAGGGGCAAGACGGCGGAGCAGAUCAGGCAGGAGUUCGGGAUCAAGAACGACUUCUCGCCCGAGGAGGAGGAGGAGAUCCGCAAGGAGAACCAGUGGGCCUUCGAGUAGUAGAGGCCGCCGCCAUGGAUCGAUCAACAACUCAGAGUCUCAGAUCUGUCGGGUGCUCACCUUUGCCAUGCUGGGGCCGGGGUUUAGUGGAUCGCUUAAUUAGUUUCUUCUCAAGAAGACGCCCAUCAAAAUUCGUUAGAUCAUUGGGCUUCUAUACUUUGAUAUCAUUACUAGCUAAAUUUGUUUAGUGCCGGAUUGAUGACUCAAGUAUUACUUUUACCUGGGUCUUUUCUGUCGCAUCUCAAUCCAUCAUGUGCUCGU
Messenger RNA from Panicum virgatum (switchgrass), 846 nucleotides. RefSeq names its product SKP1-like protein 1. The transcript has a single exon. Gene Ontology annotation, cellular component: cytoplasm; nucleus. NCBI's taxonomy places the organism in Eukaryota, Viridiplantae, Streptophyta, Magnoliopsida, Poales, Poaceae. Gene Ontology annotation, molecular function: cullin family protein binding. Gene Ontology annotation, biological process: SCF-dependent proteasomal ubiquitin-dependent protein catabolic process. The record is from RefSeq and is a predicted model, not a curated record. Bases 76 to 585 code for a protein of 169 amino acids.